This is a messenger RNA of Zingiber officinale, 1452 nucleotides long. RefSeq names its product palmitoyl-acyl carrier protein thioesterase, chloroplastic-like. The record is from RefSeq and is a predicted model, not a curated record. The coding region runs from base 72 to 1250 and encodes 392 amino acids. Gene Ontology annotation, biological process: fatty acid biosynthetic process. Lineage: Eukaryota; Viridiplantae; Streptophyta; Magnoliopsida; Zingiberales; Zingiberaceae. Gene Ontology annotation, molecular function: acyl carrier activity; fatty acyl-[ACP] hydrolase activity. The transcript has 6 exons.
AGCUGCACCUUUUUCUUGCAAUCUUCUCGCUCCGAAGCUGGUGUUCUUUCCAUUCUUAAGGCACUUCAGCAAUGAAGUUAUACGGCGAGGCGGUCGCAAUGCCCAUGGCUUCCAGCGGCAGCACCAGAUUAUUGCACCUUCGUAGGCCAUGGCCAUUCAGGAUCAAGCAAGAGCCUCUGACUGCGGGAGCUAGUGCCAUUUGCUGGGCGAGGAAGGGAAAGCUCAAGGAAUUUCGUGUGCAGGCAAGUGGCGGCAAUGGUAGUAAACAGGCGAGCGUGGACAGAGUCAACGGCAGGAAGGUGAAUGGAGCGGUGCAUGGCAGUGAGGCUUCUUUGUCUGCCGGUAACGGAACUGCAGUGCGCCAGGUCGAUGAUGGUGGUGAAGUCUCCAUGCAUGCUUACAGGCUUGGGAGGUUUGUGGAGGACAGAUUUGUUUACAGACAGACCUUUGUGAUCAGAUCUUACGAGAUUGGACCUGACGAAACUGCAACCAUGGAGACCCUUCUGAAUCUCCUACAGGAGACGGCACUGAAUCAUGUCAUGAGUUCCGGCCUAGCCAGUGACGGAUUUGGUGCGACACAUCAGAUGAGCCUUAGGAAACUGAUAUGGGUCGUUACGAGAAUCAACAUUCAAGUCGAGAAGUACAGCCGCUGGGGAGAUGUGGUCGAGAUUGACACCUGGGUAGCAGCAUCUGGGAAGAAUGGCAUGCGCAGAGACUGGAUGAUACGAGACUGCAGCACUGGAAAGAUCAUAACAAGAGCUACGAGCAACUGGGUGAUGAUGAACAGAGAAACAAGAAGGUUGUCUAAGUUACCGGAGCAGGUGAGGGAAGAGGUGAAACCGUUCUAUCUGGAAAGGAGAGUGUUUUUCAAUGGCAGCUGUGACAAUGAAAAGAUCGAGAAAUUGACUGAAGGCACUGCAGAGAACAUCAAGUCAGGUUUAGCACCAAGGUGGAGCGACAUGGACGUCAAUCAACAUGUAAACAAUGUGAAAUACAUAGGAUGGAUCAUGGAGAGCGUUCCCAUGAAUGUACUGGAAGACUAUCGUCUCACCAGCAUGACUCUCGAGUACCGCAGAGAAUGUCGACAGUCGAAUCUCCUCGAGUCCCUCACAAGCCUUAACGAAGGCGUGGAGAACCCUGUGAAUACAACGAGUUCAUACAGUGUCGAACUGCGAAGCACACACUUGCUUCGUCUGCAGGAGGAUAAAGCAGAGAUAGUGCGUGGCAGAGCAGAGUGGAAGCGCAAGUAGAACAUAUAAUUAACCGACCAUCGUCGAGAAAUUUAAUGUCUAGAUUGUCAGCACUGUGUUAUUCUUUUUCUCCUUUUGUUUUCUUUUUUUUCCUUCUUGCUGAACUCCUAUUCUUUGAGAUGUACAGCAGAAAAGGGAACGCUCAUACUAGAGUAAUAUACCAAAACGCAAUAAGAUGGGUCCGCAUAUUUCUUAUUUCUGA